Molecule: messenger RNA, 459 nt
Organism: Prunus avium (sweet cherry)
Lineage: Eukaryota; Viridiplantae; Streptophyta; Magnoliopsida; Rosales; Rosaceae
Source: RefSeq, a predicted model, not a curated record
AUGAAGCUGAUACAGCAUUUCUUGAUAUUUCUUCUCCUCUUGGGUCUUGUUCUAACCAACGUUGAAGCAAACCCCAACGCAGAGGAGGAAGAACAUGAAACCAAUAUUAAUGAUUCUUUGAACUCUCUGGUAAACGAAACUGAAGAACAAUCUUCAACCUUACAUGGAAAUGGCCGGUCUCUCUUGCGCAAACACCGGCUGCGAUUGACUUGUAACAAGUUCCCCGGGAUAUGCCGUGCUAAGGGAAGCCCAGGGCCUUCCUGCUGCAAGAAGAAGUGUGUUAAUGUGUUGACAGACCGCCUCAACUGUGGAAGAUGUGGAAAGAAGUGUAGGUACAAUGAGAUAUGCUGCAAGGGAAAAUGUGUAAAUCCAUCUUUCAAUAGGGGGCAUUGUGGUGGCUGCAACAAUAGGUGCAAAGAUGGUGGGUUUUGUGCAUUUGGCCUAUGCAACUAUGCAUAG